This is a messenger RNA of Entrophospora candida, 2169 nucleotides long. Lineage: Eukaryota; Fungi; Glomeromycota; Glomeromycetes; Entrophosporales; Entrophosporaceae. The record is from the annotation of a GenBank genome assembly.
AUGGGAGAAGCCGCUGCUUUUAAGGUCAUUGUUAUACAUGGAGGUUAUGAGGGAACCCUUAUACUUAUGCAUUUAAGUUUACAAGAUUUCAGAGAGAGAUUCAUGCUCAUGGAACUGAGUAUCGCUAAAUUUUUAGCAGAAUUUCGACCAAAUAGCGAAUCACAAGAUAAUAGUAGUUUUAUGGAUGUUGAUGGUGUUGAUAUAAGCCCAAAUCCAUAUCAACUUGAAGACAGUUUACUCGAAAGAAUUCAAACAAAUAUAAGAAGAUAUCAUGAUAUAUUUCAAGAUGAGAUUGAUAAAUUGUUACCAGCUCCUACAAAAGAAAUAGAUUAUGAAAGUGAUGUAAUAGAUGUUAUUAUGCAACACAGAAGAGAUAAAGAUGAACAAAAUUUACCUGAAGAUCCAAUUCGUGAAGUGAGUGGUAAAUAUGUUGGUCAUCUGGUGACAGUUCAGGGUAUGAUCAUUCGUGUCAAUGAUGUCAAGCCAUUUUUGUUGGUUGCUGGUUAUUCAUGUGAAAUGUGUGGUAAUGAAGUAUUUCAAGAAGUAACAAAAAAGGCUUAUACUCCACUUGUUGACUGUCCAACGGAAAAAUGCAAAAAGAAUAGAAUAAGGGGGAGAUUGUUAAUGCAGACUAAAUCUUGUAAAUUUUUACCUUUUCAAGAGGUAAAAAUGCAAGAAAUGACUGAACAAGUACCUGUUGGUCAUAUCCCCCGUACAAUGACUAUAUUAUUAUAUGGAGAAGUAACGCGUUCAAUGAAUCCCGGUGAUGUGGUAAAUGUUUCAGGAAUAUUUCAAGCGACACCACAUAAAGGAUACAAAGGUAGUACUAGUCUUUUGACUGAUGUCUAUCUAGAAGGUCAAUACGUUAAUCAACUUAAAAAACAAUACGAUAAAAUGGAAAAAACACCAGAAGUUGAAGAAAAAUUAAUGGGAUUACGUGGAGAUCCUUUAAUUUAUGAAAAAUUAUCAAGUAGUAUUGCGCCUGAAAUUUAUGGUCAUGGUGAUGUGAAGAAAGCUUUAUUGUUGUUACUUAUUGGCGGUGUUACUAAAAACACGAGUGAUGGAAUGAAAAUUCGUGGUGACCUGAAUAUAUGCUUGAUGGGCGAUCCCGGCGUUGCAAAGUCUCAAUUACUUAAAUAUAUAUGUAAAGUUGCUCCAAGAGGUGUAUAUACAACUGGUCGUGGUAGUUCUGGUGUUGGUUUGACUGCAUCAAUUAAUCGGGAUCCAACAACUGAUGAAAUGAUUCUUGAGGGUGGUGCUCUGGUGCUUGCUGACAAUGGUAUUUGUUGUAUUGAUGAAUUUGAUAAGAUGGAUGACACUGAUCGAACAGCCAUACAUGAAGUUAUGGAACAACAAACGAUUAGCAUAAGUAAAGCUGGCAUCACAACAACCUUGAAUGCACGUACAUCAAUUUUAGCAGCUGCAAAUCCACUUUAUGGUCGUUACAAUCCUAGGGUUUCGCCCGCUCAUAACAUCAAUUUACCAGCAGCUCUUUUGUCAAGAUUUGAUGUUAUGUUUUUAAUUCUAGAUAGACCAAAUCUGGAUGAAGAUACUAAAUUAGCACAGCAUGUUGCUUAUGUUCAUUCAUUUGGUAAACAUCCAGUAAUGCAAACUGAAGUAGUGGAAGCUCAAAUGAUUAGACACUAUAUUGCUGAAGCAAGAAAUUGUCGUCCAACUAUUCCACCACCUGUUGGUUGGUAUAUGGUUGAUACAUAUAAACGACUUCGUCAAGAUCAAGCCGGUGGUGAUUUCAAAAAAAAGGAAUUUACUUUUACAAGUGCUCGUACCUUGCUAGCAAUGGUUCGAUUAGCACAAGCACGAGCACGCCUAGGGUUAAGAGAAGAGGUUAGUCAAGAUGAUGUCGAUGAAGCAUUGAGAUUAAUAUAUGUAUCUAAAGAAUCAUUAAAGGAUCCAGACACAAACAAUGACAAUUUUGAUAGAUCACCUACUUCUAUAAUUUAUGGAAUUAUAAAAACAAUAAUAGCUAGAGAACGAUUAGUACUGGAAAAUCAUGGUGGAUUAUCAAUUGAUUAUUUGACUAUUAAACAAAGAGUUUUGGCAAAAGGUUAUACAGAAGAUCAGUUAUUAGAGUGCAUUCAAAAUUAUCAAGAACUUGCAGUUUGGACAUUGAGUAGGGAUCGAGACACAUUAACAAUACUUAGUGUCUGA